CAAACACGCGAAUACCACAGCAGGGAUCAGAGCCAAACAGAUCAGCUUCAGCUCAGCAGUCAGUUAUUUGUUGCUCUCUUUUUCGCUCUCCUCCUGUCGACAUGCAGCCACAACAUGCGAUACUUGGAGCCGCCGUGCUGGGCAUGCUCUUGGCCUUCGGUUGCACGCUGCCCGUGCUGGAUGCCACCUCUGGAUUGGACAAUGCGACCAUUGAAGAGUUGCGCGCCAGCAUCAAUGAUACGCCUAAGAAUCUCUACGUGGUCAAAGCGGUUGUCUAUGAGAUUGGCAUCCUAACCGAGGUGGGCGACAAUGAGACCGAUUUCGAGAGUCAGGAGCGUGUCGAUCUUACUUUCUACGAUGCUCACACUAAUCAGAGUCACAUUGAUCUGGGCAACAUUCCGCUGCCCAUUCAAACCAACGUUUCGGGUCAAGUGCUCACAGGCAUUGCUCCAGUCAACAUUGGCGCCUUCAGCAGUCCUCAAGAGCUGCUGCAAACGUUGCCACUCACAGGAAGCAUCGUGAACAUUACGCAUAGUGACACCGCCUUCUAUCAGCUGACCAAGUCGAACACAAGUGCCCACGAGAAGCCACAACUACUGAGCGAAGACGCGUUAGCCAAGCUAACCCAUGCAGCUCAGCUCUUCCCCAGCUCGAGUGGCUACGGUGCAUCCGCUGCCUCCAAUGAGCUGGCAAACAAUUAAACAAGAAGUUCCCUUUUCAUCACAAAAGAAUACAAAGACGUAAUGCAGUGCGUUGUGCUCCCCACAUAAAAUAAUACUUAGUAGACUUUAAGCUAAAUAGUUAACUUAGUUAUAUCUACAUAUAUCAGCAUAAGACUGGAUGAGGACGAGAUCGUUAGACCCUUUAGAAAAUACCAAGUUUAGUUAGUUGACAUUGCCAUUGCCAUGGUCAAAAUACAAAAUCACAAGGUUGGAAUUUCGCAUUUUGUAUACAACAACAUAUGUAUAAAAUAUAUCACAUUAGUAAUAGCACA
Messenger RNA from Drosophila albomicans, 994 nucleotides. RefSeq lists its product as uncharacterized. The coding region runs from base 102 to 701 and encodes 199 amino acids. NCBI's taxonomy places the organism in Eukaryota, Metazoa, Arthropoda, Insecta, Diptera, Drosophilidae. The record is from RefSeq and is a predicted model, not a curated record. The transcript is spliced from 2 exons.